AACAAAAACAAAAACAAUUCAUCAGAUGCCAAAAUGCAAAAGGAAGAAAAGAGAAAAAAAUAUUGAGUGAGGGAGCCAGUUAUGGAAAUGGCUCAAGAGUUUAAAAGAAAAAAGGGUGCAAAAUCCAAAGAAGAAAGGACUCAGAAAGAAAGUUAAAUUUUAAGAAUUAUAAGAACCUUCCAGGAAUCAAGGGUCAAGAUCAUGUGACUAGACCCAUAAGACAAGGGACGAACCCAAAGUUUUAGGUUCUUUUUUCUUUCUCUCUCUCUCUUUCUCUCUAUAUCUCAAAACUCCUUUUUGAAUAUGACUUGUGUUUUUUCACACAAAGAUCAUAUUUCUUUUUGUGCACUUUGAUGUGAUUUCUUUCUGGGUGUUCUAAAGCUGCUACAUUACCCCUUUUGUGACAACCACCAACAAAAUCUACAUACACCAUUAUAUAUUAUUAUUAUUAUUGUUAUUAUUUUGCAAUGAUAGUUUUCAGAGAGAGAGAAAAAACAAGAAGGUUUUCAUCUCCAAGCAGAGUUGCAAUCUUCUUCUUUUGGGUCAUCUUAGUUUUUUCUCUUGUAACUUUCUUUUUGUCUAUUCACAAUGAAAGCGCCGCCGCCGUCCAAAACAGGAGCCGGAAUAGAAGUAGAAGUAGAAGCAGACAUUCAAUAAAGCCUUCAUCACCACCGUCGUUGCCGCCACAACUACAAGGAUCUUUAAGAGAUCAUAGUUUCAGCAGGGUGUUGUUCCAUGCACCAUUAUCAUCGUUUACAACUACCGUCAUGAAAACCAAAAAUGGUUAUUCACAACAACAUAGUAGUGUUGUUUAUGAGGAUGACAAAAGAAUAAUUCACACAGGUCCAAAUCCUCUUCACAACUAAUUAAGUGUUAACACAAAUGGAGCCGUAGAUAGUCAAGUGAAAUCAAAUUCACGAAAUAAUUUUAUCUAUGCAUCAAUUCCAUAUUAAUGCAUGGUAGUUAAUUAUUCAAGUUCAUAUAUCAAUGUAAUUUAAUAUGUGUUAUUAUUUAUCUUUCUUUUUAUUUCAUCUUAAUACAUUUUAGGAUUUCAGAAGAAUGAGAGCAUAGCCUUAGCCUUUUUCAGUUGGAAGCAAAAGGGUACUAUUAUUGUAAAGAGUGAAGAGAGAGGAAAAAUGAAGAGGCUAGUGUUAAUGCUCU
Arachis duranensis is the source of this 1161-nucleotide messenger RNA. RefSeq lists its product as uncharacterized. The record is from RefSeq and is a predicted model, not a curated record. The transcript has a single exon. Bases 468 to 866 code for a protein of 132 amino acids. NCBI's taxonomy places the organism in Eukaryota, Viridiplantae, Streptophyta, Magnoliopsida, Fabales, Fabaceae. Gene Ontology annotation, biological process: system development.